AUGGGGGUGCGCGAGAAAGGAGUGGGGAUUGUUGCUGAGACCGACAUCGAGGAAGGAACCCUCUUAUGGACGGAGAAGCCGCUGUAUUCCAGCAUUGCCAGGCAGCUCCCGGACGGGGAGUAUUCUGACCUGGCAUGCGAGGCUUGCGGCUCCUACUGUGGGACGCUGCAGCUUCAGUUGAAACUCUUCGGAGGGUCGGUGUCUUAUACAGAGGCUUGCAAAACCUUAGCUUCAGGAGAGGACUCAGAAAUCAAGGAGCUGAUGAAGAAGCCUGCCCUUCCUGGCGUCUCCGAAGUUGACUGCAUCCUGACCGAUGGGGCACCACUGGUCCUUGCCGUUGGAGAUGGCCACGUCGUUUUCUGCGGCCAAUCUUGUCGCAAAGGUUGGGAAGAUGCGAACAAGAGCCUGCUGAAGGAUGGGAAGCUGCAGAAAGUUCGACAGAUCAUGGUGGAUGAAGACCUGGAGUACCUUGGCCUGGCCGCCGCUUUGAAGAAUGGGGCAGAGGCCUCCGCCGGAGCAGGCCUGGAUGCCCUCUGCGGGGACAAGUAUCACAAGUGCAUCGAUAGAGAUGGCCACGAAGAGCUGAGUGACGAGGAGUGGGAGAAGGAAUGCAUGCGGCCGUGUGAGAAGCUGGCCGGCGUCAUGGGCAUGGCCCCAUCGGAAGUCAGCGAGAUCAUGGGCAAACUCUGCCGGAAUUCCAUCAUGGUGACCUUCACGUCGCCAGUCUUCGAGUAUCUCGCUGGUGUGAGUGGCUUGAAGAACAAGGAUACCCCAGAGUUCGCCGAUCUUAUGAGUCUUGUGCGUCCUGUAGCAUCGAAGUCGAAAAGUACUAACAAGGAGCCAGACUCCGCUUCUGAAUCUGAAUCCGAGCCUGAAGCGAAACUGGAGCUUGCAGACGGUGUUGUGCUGACGGACAAAGAUGUUCCUCCGUACGCUGGCUGGGCAGUGUACCCUUUGCUAUCUGCCGUGAAUCACGCGUGUAAACCCAACUUGGACACCGAGUUCUUGCAAGGGGACUCUACACUGUCUGUGCUGGCCAAGCGUAAGAUCCUCAAGGGUCAAGAACUCACCAUCUGCUAUGCUGAUCCGGACGAUGACCAGCCGGAGAGGCAAGCGGCCCUGAGAAGUUAUGGCUUCGUGUGCGGAUGUGAUUUGUGCGGGCAGGAGUUGCGCGCCAUCGCCGGCCCGCCUGCCAAGAAGGCUAGGGCUAGGGCAUAG
This is a messenger RNA of Symbiodinium natans, 1218 nucleotides long. NCBI's taxonomy places the organism in Eukaryota, Dinophyceae, Suessiales, Symbiodiniaceae. The record is from the annotation of a GenBank genome assembly.